UAAAGCAUUGAAAUCAUUUAAAAUUUAAGAAAAACUCCAUAUAGAAGCAAUGUCAUCUCAAAGUCGUAUUUAUAACUUCUUUGCAAGUACAACGGGAAAACAAUUUUCAUUAUAUUCAACGGGAUUUGUAGCACUUGGAGCAUUUGCUGUAAAAUAUUUCCCUCAUACAUUUUUCUCUCAGAAUUAUCGAGAAUUUGUUGCUUGUUACAAAGAUGGAAUUGAGAAACGAGUUCCGGACGCAAUCAUGAAACGUUUCGAGAUAGCACAGGAUAUACUGAAGCUAUCAGAUUAUGAAAAGAAUCAUAUGAGUCCUUUCAUGGUUACCGGCUUCGAUACUGUCCAUAUUGGAAGUCUUAAAGUUCGGUUUGGAGCAUUAACUGGAAUUCCAACUAACUUCUCAUACACAGAGCCAUGUGAAAUCGAUAAAGCUAACAUAAUGAUUCGUGGAAAAUCUAUUGAUUGGAACUCGAAUGGUGGAAAACGUUUAGAGCAAAGUUUAGUGUUAACCGAAGAUGAACAAAUUUUCGCGCUUGUGCGUGAAAUGAUUCAGUUGCAAGAUGAUAAAAUCUUGUUAAAGUCAAUUUAUCCAACGGGAGCAAUCGCUCUUUAUUACAUUUUGUCAAGUGGAAUUAAUACAAAAUUUAAUCUUUUCAUUCGUCCUUUGAGUUUUCGUCUUUCUUUCUACAUGAUUGUUGGAUUAUUUUGUUUCGGAAUUUACUCAUUUUUGAAUGAUUACACACAAGUCUCUGCUGAUGGAAAUACAGAUCAAAGGUUGGCAGCUCUUGGCAAAGGAUUUAUUGAAGCUGGUGUUAGAUUCUAUGCGAAAUUACUAAAUAAAAACAUUGCCAUACGAGAUUUAACAAAUGAUGACAGUGAAUAUACGGCAUUAGGAAAUGAAUCUUUCAUUAUUCGUCGAAAACGGCUUCCUUUGACUCUUCGAAAAGCAUUUUUUGAUGCAAAACUAAAAGAAUUGAACCAAGUCUCUGCUGAUGGAAAUACAGAUCAAAGGUUGGCAGCUCUUGGCAAAGGAUUUAUUGAAGCUGGUGUUAGAUUCUAUGCGAAAUUACUAAAUAAAAACAUUGCCAUACGAGAUUUAACAAAUGAUGACAGUGAAUAUACGGCAUUAGGAAAUGAAUCUUUCAUUAUUCGUCGAAAACGGCUUCCUUUGACUCUUCGAAAAGCAUUUUUUGAUGCAAAACUAAAAGAAUUGAACCAAGUAGAGAAUGAAAAUAUUUCAGGAGUUCACAAAAAUGAUAAAUUCAAUGAAUAGAAAGAAUAAAGAAAAUAGAAUGAAGUUGCUGAUCAAA
Molecule: messenger RNA, 1307 nt
Organism: Clunio marinus
Lineage: Eukaryota; Metazoa; Arthropoda; Insecta; Diptera; Chironomidae
Source: the annotation of a GenBank genome assembly